Messenger RNA from Gloeophyllum trabeum ATCC 11539, 3273 nucleotides. RefSeq lists its product as uncharacterized. Gene Ontology annotation, cellular component: mitochondrion; gamma DNA polymerase complex. Gene Ontology annotation, molecular function: DNA-directed DNA polymerase activity; 3'-5' exonuclease activity; DNA binding. Gene Ontology annotation, biological process: mitochondrial DNA replication. Bases 1 to 3273 code for a protein of 1090 amino acids. The transcript has 2 exons. NCBI's taxonomy places the organism in Eukaryota, Fungi, Basidiomycota, Agaricomycetes, Gloeophyllales, Gloeophyllaceae. The record is from RefSeq and is a predicted model, not a curated record.
AUGACGCCCGAUGUCGCAGCCCCCCGCAACGAGCUCGGCGUGCAGAUGCUCUCGCGCGAGCUGCACUCCCAGAUCUUCAAAAACGCAUCCUUCCCCGCGCCCGACCCCGCCUACGUCCGCAUCGCGCGCGAGCACCUCGAGACGCACGGCCUCGACCCCGCCCAGGGCUCCGUCCUCCCCGGCACCGCCUUCCCCCUCCCCCCGCUCCUCGGCGCGAACCUCGACCAGCACUUCCACGCCGUCGGCCGCCGCGCCGGCCAGCCCUACCUCGCCCUCGCCCGCGCGCUCGCCGCCGCGCACCUCCCGCCCCCGCCCGACGCGUGGGAUCUGCAGCCCGGCUGGACCAAGUAUUGCCAUCGCCCCGACGGCUCGUCGUACUGCGAGCCCGUGCCCGCGCCCGCGCACGAGGGGCGCCCCGAGGAGAUGCUCGUGUUCGACGUGGAGACGAUGCCGCGCUACGGUCCCCACCCCGUGCUCGCGUGCGCGGCGAGCACGAACGCGUGGUACGCGUGGAUCUCCCCGUGGCUCCUCGGGCGGUCCAGCGACCCCGCGCACCUCAUCCCGCUCGGCGACCCCGCCGUGCCGAGGGUGGUGGUCGGCCACAACGUCGCCUACGACCGCGCGCGCGUGCGCGAGGAGUACGCGCUGGGGGGCACGGGGAACCGGUGGCUCGACACGAUGGCGCUGCACGUCGCCGUGACGGGCAUCUCGAGCCACCAGCGCCCCGCGUGGAUGAAGUACCGCAAGUCGCAGGCGGAGGCGCGCCGCCUGCGCGACGAGGCGUACGAGGCCGUCGUCGAUCUCGUGAAGCACGGCAACGGCGGCCUCGAGCAUCUGCUCAUGGACGAGGAGGGCGAGGGCGACGCGGAGCUCGAGAUGAGCGGGAAGCGCUGGGAGGACCUCACCUCGGCGAACGCGCUCGCGGACGUGGCAAAGCUCCAUUGCGGGAUCGAGAUGGACAAGGAGGUCCGCAACGACUUUAUGACGCGCACGCCGGAGGAGAUAUUGGAGAACGUCCACGACUACCUCACGUAUUGCGCCAACGACGUCGCUGUCACGCACGCGGUCUUCUCAAAGGUCCUACCCGAGUUCCUCGCGCGCUGUCCCCACCCCGUCUCGUUCGCGGGCAUCCUGACCAUGGGCUCCAGCUUCCUCACCGUCAACGAGUCCUGGGAAGAGUACAUCGAGAACGCGGAGCGCAAGUACAAGGAGCUCGAGGACAAGGUCAAGAGCCGGCUCGUGCAGCUCGCGCAGCAGGCCAAGACGCUCGCGGACGGCGAGCGGUGGAAAGAUGACGUCUGGCUGAGCCAGCUGGACUGGACGCCAAAGAUCGCAGGCAAGUCGAGGGGCAGAGUCAAGAAGGCCCCCGCGCCAAAGCCUCCUCCCGUCUUUUGGCCUCAGUGGUACUGGGAGUUGACCAGGCCAAAGAAAGAUUUACCGCCGGGCACGAUCGAUCUUUCGGUGCGGACUCGCAUCGCGCCGCUGUUACUACGGCUUUCCUGGCUCGGCUGGCCGCUCUUUCACUCCAGGGAGCAUGGCUGGACGUUCCGCGUGCCCCGCUCCGCCGACUUUCCGACGCGGGCGUCUGAGCUCGAUUUUUACCACCCAGAUGACGAGACUCUCAAGGAGAUGAGCGAGGGCGGCGGGUUUGUCUUUUAUAAGCUGCCGCACAAGGACGGCGAAAAGGCGAACGUCGGCAGCCCGCUCGGGAAGACGUUUAUGAAGUAUGCGCAGGACGGCACGCUCAAGAGUCCCGGCGACGAGGCCAAGGACGCGCUGGACAUGAACGCGCAGUGUAGCUACUGGAUCAGCGCGCGGGAUCGGGUCAUGAACCAGAUGGUCGUCUGGCAAGACCAGGAGCUGCAAAUGGGUAUUCAGGACGAUCGCGCGCCCGCUGCUGGAGAGGAGAGACCGAAGAAGUGGGGCAUGAUCUUGCCGCAGGUGGUCACUAUGGGCACUGUCACUCGCCGGGCUAUGGAAAAGACCUGGCUUACUGCGAGCAAUGCGAAGAAGAACCGCGUGGGCUCGGAGCUCAAGGCCAUGGUCCGCGCGCCCGAGGGCUAUUCCAUCGUCGGGGCCGACGUCGAUUCGGAGGAGCUUUGGAUCUCGAGCGUCAUGGGAGACGCGCAGUUCGGCCUUCACGGGGCCACCGCUAUUGGCUGGAUGACGCUCGAGGGUACGAAAGCCGCCGGGACGGAUCUGCAUUCCAAGACCGCGAGCAUCUUGGGGAUCUCACGCGAUCAGGCGAAAGUGUUCAAUUAUUCGCGGAUCUACGGGGCUGGCAUGCGGCACGCGGUGCUCCUUCUUAUGCAGGCGAAUGCGGGAAUGCUGCCGGAGCAGGCACAAGCCCUCGCGGAGCAGCUCUACGCCCAGACCAAAGGGAAGAAUACUCAUCGGCAAGAUCUCUUUGGUCGAAAGUUCUGGUACGGCGGCACCGAGAGUUUCGUGUUCAACAAGCUCGAAGAGAUCGCGCUGUCCGACUCACCCCGAACCCCCGCGCUAGGCUGCGGUAUCACGCACGCUCUCUCAAAAGAGUAUCUUCCUCCUGGCUUCGGCACCGACUACAUGACGUCGAGAAUCAAUUGGGUCGUCCAGUCAUCUGGCGUGGACUACCUCCACCUUCUCAUUGUCUCGAUGGCCCAUCUGAUCGACAAGUACAAGAUAAACGCUCGUUAUCUGAUCUCGGUCCACGACGAGCUACGUUAUCUAGUCGCCGAUGAAGACAAGUACCGGGCAGCUCUCGCGUUGCAGAUUGCGAAUCUCUGGACUCGGUGUCUGUUCGCGUAUCGGCUUGGAAUGGGCGAUCUCCCUCAAGGCGUCGGGUUCUUUUCUUCUGUCGACGUCGAUAAAGUCUUGCGCAAGGAGGUAGACAUGCCUUGCGUUACGCCCUCUCAACCGCACCCCAUCCCCCCUGGGGAGAGCUUGAACAUCCAGGCCUUGAUCGAGAAGAUGGACGGCGCGUCUCUUUGGAAAGAUGGCCGUCCCAUGACUGUCGACAGCGAUGCCCCGCCGGCAGACUUGUUGGAUGGGUACCAAGAGCCCGACUGCUUGGUCCACAGAGCCUCGAGCGCUGCCUGGCUGCGCGCCCAAGCUACGACCGAACUCUCGGAGAUUAAGCUCCUCUCACGCGCGCACAAGCAACUAUCAACCGGCGGGCAGCCCGCUGCAAAAGGCAACACCCGACGUCGAAAGAAGAAGGCCGUCGCCGACGACGCUAAUGUGGAUUGGUCGAAUGUCGUGGAGGAAGCCAUUGGCGCACAGACACCGAGUUAA